Messenger RNA from Capronia coronata CBS 617.96, 1164 nucleotides. RefSeq lists its product as uncharacterized. The record is from RefSeq and is a predicted model, not a curated record. Gene Ontology annotation, molecular function: toxin activity. The coding region runs from base 1 to 1164 and encodes 387 amino acids. The transcript has 2 exons. NCBI's taxonomy places the organism in Eukaryota, Fungi, Ascomycota, Eurotiomycetes, Chaetothyriales, Herpotrichiellaceae.
AUGCAGGCACAGACAUCUCCAAUGCUCAUCAUUGGGAGCGUCUUAGAUCCUGGCUGUUACCCCUGGAAUAUUCAAGAAUUCCAAUAUGUGCAGAUCUUAACAUUGGCGAGACUUUCGGCCUUGCAGAAACAAGAGCUCUCGGACAUCGGACUGUCAUUCCAGCGCAACCUGGCAUACAUUGUCGACCUUUACAGCUUCCGCGCCAGCAACACAAGAGCGAGAGCCGAGCUCCACAAUCUUGGGUGGGCUAAAGUUCGACUGGAGGAUAUCGUGAUCGACGCCUCAAUAACAGAAGAACCCAUGGCUACGACCCAGCCACCUGCGAUCUCAGUCGAAGAUAAGCCCUUGAUUAGCCCUUCGGAGGCCAAGUCUCAUGUUGAUGGAGAUGCAAUUGUGCGUUUGAUCGAACCCUUCACUAUGUCGUGGGUCUUGGUAAAGAUCGCGGACGGGGCAAUUGCGUGGGUUGGGUCGAAAAUCAUGGACCGCCUCUUUGGGGGAGGCAGUAAAUCAGCAGGAACUUUGUCCCAAGAGUCGAUCCAGCAGAUCGCUGCAGCCUUCCAACAAAUCCUUGAAGCCCAGAGACUCCAAGAUGCCAAAACUCGUCUUGAUGCGAUACAAACCAAUAUCCUGGAAUACAACAACUCUCCUACGACUAGUCUGGACCGGCUAGCCUUUGCUACCAACCAGUCGCUUGACUCGGUCACGGAACUGGCUACGUUUAAAUGGGCAGGGCUUCCAUCAUACCUUCUUGCCGCCACAGUCAGGCUGACGGUCCUUCAAGAACGUUACACAGCGUUUGGGGACAAUGGUGAACUUCUCAACAUUCUCUCCCAUAUCGAAAGCGCGUUUGAUGCGACAGCGGGAGCGGAAAAAGAUGGGAGAGUGACUCUGGAUCUUGCUUUUCCGCUCCCAGUUAUACGUGUACACAUUCCCCGUUUCCCGGUAAGCUAUUACUAUUACGACCAUGGAAGAAGUAUCUGGGGUGGCUAUUCAGAAGAGCAAGCCAUGACCGCGAGGUCGAUUGCCAAAGGUGCCUUCACGUUUCAGGAGCUGGAUCCGGUCUGGAAAUCCUACACUCAAACCAGGGAUGCAUGGAACACUGUCAAGUUCGCAACCCGACGAAAGGGCGAAGACGCGGGUCUCACACUGCCUCCUCUUCAAUGA